Molecule: messenger RNA, 1803 nt
Organism: Leptosia nina
Lineage: Eukaryota; Metazoa; Arthropoda; Insecta; Lepidoptera; Pieridae
Source: the annotation of a GenBank genome assembly
AUGUUACUACGAAAUUAUCUGCAACCAUUAGAACUGUUACUACAGAUAUUACUUGACCGACAUCUUAUAACAUCCCAUUGCGUUACAAUUAUUACUGAUGAGGUUAUAGAAAUUACUUCACCGAUUUCCCAUCGCUAUAUUUUACUUCGAGGAAAUGAGAGCCUCACAGAUUUAUUAAUGGAUGCUUCCGAGGCAUCCUGUUCUGAUUAUAUCGUCCGAAUACAGGACCCUCGUAGAUUUAUGGUCGAUUUUGAUUACGUGUCACACCACGGUCUUAUCAGGCGAAGCGAUAGGAAAAUUAUUAUACUACCCUCCGAUUUACCUGAUGAAGAAAAUAAAGAACAACUUCUGGAUGUACUAAAAAUGAGAGAAAGCAACUUCGUAGUUGAUAUAUUACUAGUUGUACCAGUUGAUACAAAUAUUGACUGUCCAGUUUAUGAUAUCGUUACGCAUAAGUUUGUAGGUAUUGAUAGUGAUGACCUCAUUUAUUUGGAUAGGUGGAAUUCUUGUUCAAGAGCUUUUGACAAGGACGGUCGUUUGUUCACCCAUGAUUUGUCUAAUCUCGAAGGCAAACAUGUUAAGGUCACGUGCUUUACGUAUACACCUUAUGUUUUAUUAGACCUGGAUCCUAAUAUUGUACCUUUAGGUAGAGAUGGUGUAGAAGUCCGGUUAAUGGAAGAAUUUUGCAGGUGGGUGAACUGCACAAUCGAAAUAGUUCGUGAUGCCGGUGAAGAAUGGGGUACAGUUUACGAAAAUUUCACAGGGCUAGGUGUACUUGGGAACCUCGUUGAAGAUCGUGCUGACUUCGGUAUAACUGCUCUAUAUUCAUGGUAUGAGGAAUUUCUGUACUUGGACUUCUCCGGCUAUGGUGUACGCACUGCCGUGACUUGCAUAGCACCAUCUCCAAGAUUGCUUGCAAGUUGGUCAAUGCCGUUGUUACCUUUUAGUCUAUAUAUGUGGAUUGGACUAAUGUUUACAUUUAUCUAUGAAUCAUUUGCUUUAUUUGUUGCACAAGGCUUUUCGUUGAGAAAAAUCUUUUUGACAUCUUUUGGUAUUUUGAUAACACAGUCUAUAUCAGACGCAAGUUUUCAAUCGUGGAAAAUUCGAAGCGUCGUUGGUUGGAUGAUGCUGACUGGAUUGGUUUUGGACAACGCUUACGGUGGAGGACUAGCGUCGACUUUUACACUGCCAAGAUAUGAACCUUCUGUAGAUACUAUUCAGGAUCUGGUGGAUAGAAAAAUGAUAUGGGGCGCUACACACGACGCUUGGGUGUUCUCAUUGACAUCGUCAAGAGAUCAUUUACUUCAGCAGUUAGUGCGUCAGUUUCAUUCCUAUGAACCAGAAGAAUUAGAAAGCUUGAGUUUUACCAGAAAAAUUGCAUACGCAAUAGAGAGGUUACCGGCUGGAUACUUUGCGAUUGGUGAUUAUAUGACUGAAAAGGCAGUCAAUGAGUAUACGAUAAUGGUGCAAGACUUCUAUUACGAAUUAUGUGUUGUGAUGAUGAGAAAAAGUUCACCUUACACACCCAAAAUGAACAAACAUAUCGGACGAUUACAUGAAAGCGGAUUGAUGCUGGCUUGGGAAAGAGAGAUUGCGCUGAGUCUUUUAAAUUAUCGGGUGCAACGUGAAGUGAAGUUAUCUAGAACAACGCGUGAUGUUGAAACUAUAGAACCAAUAAGCUUUCGGUUAGUUAUUGGAGUAUUCAUUUUAUACGGAAUUGGCCUUCUUCUUGCAACAUCGGCCUUUAUCGGUGAAAUUAUUAUAAACAGAAGAAAUAACAAGAGACGACAAAACAACACAUAA